Messenger RNA from Pseudophryne corroboree (corroboree frog), 582 nucleotides. Its product is annotated as cyclin-dependent kinase 5 activator 1-like. NCBI's taxonomy places the organism in Eukaryota, Metazoa, Chordata, Amphibia, Anura, Myobatrachidae. The record is from RefSeq and is a predicted model, not a curated record. Gene Ontology annotation, cellular component: protein kinase 5 complex; cytoplasm; growth cone. Gene Ontology annotation, molecular function: protein kinase binding; cyclin-dependent protein serine/threonine kinase activator activity. Gene Ontology annotation, biological process: axon guidance; brain development.
AUGACUAAACGGAGACGACCCAAAGCUGGCCAAACUGAUGUCACCCACCUCGUCAGUGAGAGCCUGAAGAGUUCCCUGUCGUGUGUUGACUUAUCAAGCUUCACCCAGGCCACAGACCAUACCUUUGCUAAGAGGUCUGCGUCUCCAAAAUGCCAGAUGGUGCACGCAACCACCAGCGAGCUGCUGCGCAAUCUUGGGGAGUUCUUAUGCCGGAGGUGUGACAAGCUGAAGAAUCUGUCACCUCCAAACAUCAUUACAUGGGUGACAAGUAUAGACCAGCUUCUCUCUGGAUGGGGACAGCUAGUAGGCUUUCUUACCCCAGCCAAUGUCGUGUUUCUAUACAUGCUCUGCUGAGAGGUAUGCCUGUACCUGGCUUUCACAUACAUAGGCAGUGAGACCUCCUACCCACUGAGGCCUUUCCUAGUCGAAAGCUCAAAGGAGGGCUUUUGGAGCCGUUGCCUCUCAGUGAUUGACCAGAUAAGCUUAAAGAUGAUGCGCAUCAAUGCCGACCAUGAGUAUUUCACCCAGCUCUUUAAUGAUCUCAGAGCUCAGGGUGGACAGAACGACACAAAUAUGGCUUAG